Messenger RNA from Aphanomyces invadans, 3350 nucleotides. RefSeq lists its product as hypothetical. The coding region runs from base 65 to 3322 and encodes 1085 amino acids. The record is from RefSeq and is a predicted model, not a curated record. Gene Ontology annotation, molecular function: monoatomic ion channel activity. NCBI's taxonomy places the organism in Eukaryota, Oomycota, Saprolegniomycetes, Saprolegniales, Verrucalvaceae. Gene Ontology annotation, cellular component: membrane. Gene Ontology annotation, biological process: calcium ion transport; transmembrane transport. The transcript has 6 exons.
CCAAGUACCUUGGACAGCAGCUCGCCGCUGCGACCUCCACUUCGCGGUUUGGUGGGUGGUGAUCAUGGAAGGCAUUGAGCUGCUUCGGUCUGGUUGCAGCACUCGAUCGAACUACAUGGCGCCACCGGCGUCGUCGUCGAUAGAAGAUCCGUCGCAGGACGAUCCGAUGGAGGCGCUUGUGACACGCCUCCAGCAGAUCCAGACAGCGCCAUCCGUGCAAAUCUGGGAGCAGCACGUGCCUGGCAACUGGGCCAUCAAUUAUCUGCUCCUCGAAUUGGAUACGUUGAUUCGAUUUCUGCGAGACAAACGAACCCAAGCCGACCAUGCCAUCCAGAGCGGCACAGCCGUCGACGAUGCCCAGUUGUCCUACGACGACGAGAAACGACACAAGUUGCGGCUAUAUGCCCUCAAAGAGUGGCGUGAUAUUCAAAAGAAAGCCGUUCGAUUGAAUGUCGCGGAUCUCAUCGUGAGCUUCCUCCCGCCGCUGGACGCAGCGACCAAGGCCAAGAUGCUCCUGUCAAAUCGACCUCUCGACGACCGGGUCAGCCGUCAAGGCAACCUGGCCACAGUGUCCGCGAGCUCCAUUGUGUCUGUUCUCGACGCUCCCAAGGACAACCCUGCUGACGUCCCUGGCACCCACCGACCUUCCCUGUCGACCGACGAUAAGGCCCUGACGGUACCGCCGAAUCCACCGCAACCGUCGACAUCCAAGUCGGGGGCAACCGUUCCCAUGUCACCUGUGGCAUCUUCGUUCUCGACCCCAUUGCCCCUUCAACAAACGCAAAUGGAGGACAAGUUGCUGGAACUCGUGUACGAGUUCAUCGCGGGUGGAUUCGUUGCUGCUCAAGACGCUUUGUACGACGCAAUUCUUGAGCAAGAAGAUCGAUUCGUUGUGUUUUUGAUGCGCCACUUAAAACGACGCGACGAGAGUCCAUUCGUGCUGGUUGUGCUCCAACAGCUUUGCGAGAACCACCACAGCCAGUGGCAGGCCCUCAUGCGCGCAAACGACCCGUCAUCGUUCCUCCACGUGAUCGCUAGGCAGCUCAUGGAUGUGUACUGGAAGGAAGUUGCCAUGUCGGAGCAUGACGCGACCAUGUGCAGCCUCAUCCUGGGCCUCUUCACAGAAGCUUGCCAAGGGCCGUGCGACGAGAACCAGCGUGUGUUGGAAGCGUCGCCAGCGCUCGACUUGUGCGUGGAUCUCGUCCUUGGUCUCGUGCGGUACGAGGACGCCGUGCCGGUCAAGCAACGCCUUGGCGUGCAACGAGCCGCGGCUAACGUCUUGCUCGCCAUGAUGGAAGGCCGCACAGACAUGGUUGUCCAAAAUGCAAUAGCAAAGGUGCUGACCGCGUCACGAGUGCUCCACCGUAUCCUCGCGCACCACAAAACAAUCGUGUUCAAGAGUGCGUCGCCGUCGUCCGGCGGGGGAUUCGACUUGGGAAGCAAGCGUCGGUUCGGUUUGAAGGGUGCUGCACUGCCGUCGGCGACGAAACCACUCGGCAGCGACGACCACGUGGAUGCUGCGUUCAUGGAAGUUAUUCAUCUUCUCCAAAUUGCGUUUCGCAUGACCAAUUCGAACCUGGCCACGUCAUCUAGCAUGACAGACUCCCCCGCCGGAGCAACGUCGAACUCGUCGAGGGGGCAGGAUGCGUUGAUUCCGAACGUGGUGGCGUUCGUCGUCGAGUGGGAGGAGCUCAAGACCAAGUUCAAGGCCCACGACAUCCUCGAGUUUUUCCAGCGCGAAAUGAUGAGCGUCGAAGUGUCUCGGCUCGGCGCGUCGUUCACUGUCUACUUUCUCAAACCCAAAUCGGCCAAGUACUUUGACAAGACGAUCAAGCGGCGGUUCCUCAACAACAUGGACAUGGGCACGGAUGACGCGCUCCAGGUGCUCAUUGCUGAGCCAGCCCAGGCCAUUCAAGAGGAGCUCAACGUGAUGGGGCGCCUCGAAAAACUCGGCAUGUACUCGUGGUUGAACGAGUGGCACUGGCAGCUCCGAAUGGCGCACUUGUACCUGUGUGCGUACAUCAACUUUGUCCUCAUCAUGACACUCAAGUACCCGGCAUCCCCCGGCAAGACGUCGGCGCUGCUCGACGUCGAGUUGAAAACCAACACGCUCAAGCAACUCAUCAACGUCCUCGGCGUCGGUCUUUUCCUGGCCAGCUUGGCCCUGUUUGCAUUCCACUUCAUGCAAACUCUGAGCUUCAGCUACUCCAAGCAACACGUUACCCUCGCCAAGCUCAAGCUCACGAGCCCGCGAACUAUUCGCCGCAACGUGCUGUCGGCAUUCACAGGCUUCUUCUACUACCUGCAGCUGUUUGGGUCGACGUUUGCCAUUGUGAUCUUCUUGUACUCGACGGACGACGCAACAACGCAAACGCUGGGCGCGUGUGCGGCAGUCGUGCUCACACUGUCGUUUCUGGCGGCGCUGCGCAAGGCGGCCGGGAUGCUGCGCUUCCUUGUCAGCGAGACAGACACGUACAGAGACAUGGUGCAAAAGCAGCACGGGGUGCUCCACACGCGAUUCUGCUUUUGGUACAGCGUCCUGUAUGAUACACUGUUUGCGGGACCGGUCAUGUUGUUUGGGUUCUACACGCUCUGCGCGUUCCUGGCGCUGCAGCCGUUCAAGUGGUCAAGCGUGUUUUUCGGCUUUCCGCUCAUGGACAUCCUCGAGACGAAUAAGCGACUCAACUUUAUCGCCCUUGCCAUGCGCACCAACUUGGGCAAGCUCGGAGUCACGGCUGUGUUCGGCGCCAUCUCCAUUUACAUUUUUUCACUCGUCGGGUUCUUCCUCUUGCAAAAGGAGAUGCAGCCAGACGAGGCCGACACAAGCCACUGCGCGUCGCUGCUCCAGUGCUUUGCCACGUAUGUUCGAUACGGGCUCCUGUCUGGUGGCGGCAUCGGCGACUACAUUUCGUCGUCCCUCAACCACGAGUUGAAUUUCGACCAGCCGCAGCGGUACUUGGAACGGCUCGUGUACGACAUGGCGUUUUACGUGGUCGUGAUCACGCUGUUCCUGAACAUGGUGCAAGGAAUCAUCAUCGACGCAUUCACGUCCGUGCGGGAAGAGACCGAGACGAAGGCCGCCCUCAAGCGCGAGCGGUGCUUGGUUUGUAAUCGCGCGCGGAGUGCGAUCGAGCUCGCCGGCAUGGAGAAAGGCCUCCUCAACAACUUUGCACGACACACGCAGGACGAACACAACCUGCUGCACUACUUUUUCUUCAUCCAGCAGCUCAACGCCAAGGACGACAGCGAUCGCAACGGCAUCGAGUCGUACGUGUUUGAAAAGCUCAAGACGAAGGACAUGUCGUGGAUCCCGAGGGUGUAAGGGCGACCAUGAAUCGGAUGGAGAGUUG